AUGGCGGGGAACAUCUUUCACCUUGUUCUCCUCGGCCGUGACCGUGAGGCAAAGGCGAAGGCUUUUGCAGCAAAUGGUGGUGCUGCUACUGUUGAUGGAGAAGUGGAAACACCAGUGCGGUUUUCCGACAAGUUCGAGAAAGGGAGGAAGCACACACGUGCCGAUAUUGCGCUCGACCACGAUCCCAUCGCUGAUGUCUACGCGGAGUUCAUCCACAGGGGUAACCGUGUCGAGCUGCCGAAGAAUCUUGCCACAUGUGAGCUUUCUGAUCCGGUGUAUUGA
Messenger RNA from Trypanosoma grayi, 282 nucleotides. RefSeq lists its product as hypothetical. The coding region runs from base 1 to 282 and encodes 93 amino acids. NCBI's taxonomy places the organism in Eukaryota, Euglenozoa, Kinetoplastea, Trypanosomatida, Trypanosomatidae. The record is from RefSeq and is a predicted model, not a curated record. The transcript has a single exon.